Paramecium sonneborni is the source of this 436-nucleotide messenger RNA. NCBI's taxonomy places the organism in Eukaryota, Ciliophora, Oligohymenophorea, Peniculida, Parameciidae. The record is from the annotation of a GenBank genome assembly.
AUGCCCCAUCAAACCGAUAAUAUACUUCUCUCCAAGAUGAGCCAAAGAAUAAAGAAAGGAUUAAAAAGAAAGCCUCAUAUGUAAAAUUAGAGAAAAGAGUAAAAUUUGAUAUAUCACUAGAAAUUUGUAAAAAAAUCGCUAUAUUUAAAUGACUUAAAAUGAUGCUUCCACUCCAAUAAUUUAAGAAAGUUUGGGUCCUUUUCCAUAAAUAGGGGAAAAAUAAAUUUAGAUAUAGAUAUUUGCACAGAGAAAUGUGGAAAGUUUUAAUUUUCAUCAUUUAAAGGAGUUUCAAUAUGAUCUCUAUGAUUUAAAUUGCGAUGAAAAAGAUUAAGAAAUCUUAUGCUCAAAGACUUUCAAACUCGAUUAAAUUCAUGAAUACCAUGACAAUGAUGCUUGCUAUGAAAACCAUUCUGAAAAUAAUUUAUAAAGAUUUUGA